Ilex paraguariensis (yerba mate) is the source of this 1707-nucleotide messenger RNA. The record is from the annotation of a GenBank genome assembly. NCBI's taxonomy places the organism in Eukaryota, Viridiplantae, Streptophyta, Magnoliopsida, Aquifoliales, Aquifoliaceae.
AUGCAGAAGCUCUUGCGCCGAAGCCCUACUGGGUCCCCAAUUCUCUGCACUGUCCUUAACCCAUCUUUCGUUCUACCAGUAAAAACCACCCAAAACUUUAUAUCUCUUGGGGUUUACCGAAACACCCACUUUCUCUGUCUAGGGUUUAAGCCGAAAACCCCUCACACUCCGCUAUACAUUAUGCCCCCCACCGCGACUCUCCGCUUCCACCCAUCUGUCGGUGUCGCCGCCGUGAAAAAUAACCCGUACACCUCUACUGCUGUCGCCUCUUCUACCAUCAGUUCUCAGGUUUUUUCUGCCAAUAAUUGCAGAAUUUGUCGAUGUUCCAUUGAAAACGCCAACGGAGUGAGGGCUUGGGUAGGUUUCAAGAACCGCCGGAGUGGGUCGCUGUGGGCGUGGUUUAGCACUAUUCCCGAUGAGGGUUUAUCAGUGGCUGCGGCCAAGGGGUCUGAGACCUCAGAGAGUUAUGCGGUUGAGAAUGGGGGAGAGAAUGAGAAGGGAGUGGUGGAUUCUUCGGAGGAAAAGUCAGUGAGAUUGCAUAGGAGGCAGAAGGGUAGUGGAGGAGGUAUGGCAUUGCCAGGGAGUCCCGAUUUGUUGACUAUUCCAGGGGUGGGACCUAGGAAUUUGAGGAAGUUGGUGGAGAAGGGUAUUGGGGGUGUUGCCGAGCUCAAACAGCUCUACAAAGAUAAGUUCUUUGGGAUGUCAAGUCAGAAGAUGGUUGAAUUUUACGGAGUUCAGUUGAAACGCCUUACUUUCUGUGUUGAGGGAAAUAUCAGUGUUGGGAAGACAACUUUCCUUCAGAGAAUAGCUAAUGAAACACUCGAGCUACAGGAUCUUGUCGAGAUUGUCCCAGAACCUAUCAACAAAUGGCAGGAUGUUGGACCAGACCACUUUAAUAUAUUAGAUGCUUUUUAUGCUGAGCCACAAAGAUAUGCUUAUACCUUCCAAAACUAUGUGUUUGUUACAAGAGUUAUGCAGGAGAGAGAAUCAUCCGGUGGACUUAAGCCCCUCAGAUUGAUGGAGAGGAGUGUUUUCAGUGAUAGGAUGGUAUUUGUGCGAGCUGUUCAUGAGGCAAAUUGGAUGAAUGAGAUGGAGAUCAGCAUUUAUGACUCAUGGUUCGAUCCAGUUGUUUCAAGUUUGCCCGGCCUUAUACCCGAUGGUUUUAUUUAUCUUAGAGCAAGCCCUGAUACUUGUCACAAGCGAUUGUUGCUACGGAGGAGAGCAGAGGAAGGUGGAGUAACGCUGGAGUAUCUGCGUGACUUGCAUGAAAAGCAUGAGAGCUGGCUUUUCCCAUUCCAAAGUGGAAAUCAUGGGAUUUUAUCUGUCAAUAAGCUUCCCUCGGAAGUGGAUUGCUCAUUACAUCCUGAUAUAAGGGAUCGCGUGUUUUACUUGGAGGGUAACCAUAUGCAUUCAAGCAUUCAAAAGGUUCCAGCUUUGGUUCUUGAUUGUGAACCCAAUAUAGAUUUCAGCAACGACAUUGAAGCAAAGCAGCAGUAUGCUCAACAAGUUGCAAAGUUCUUUGAAUUUGUGAAGAAAAAGAAAGAAGUUCCAGCUCCAAAAGUUGGUGAAGCAGCAGCAUCGAGUAGCAAACCUCAGGUGUUACUGCCCCACAAGGGUUUGUGGGUGCCUGAUGGAAAGCAUUUCCCUAAGUCAGCCCUCGAGUCUUUGGAUUUCCGACGUGCCAUAUCAUUCAUGUCUGGGCAGUAG